CCUAUGGGUGAACAGUUGUCCUAAUUAAUCUGGCAUCUAUCUAGCAGCAGAAUCCUUAUUAUCUCUUUCUCCUAGGGUUCUUCCGUGUAAAGCACUGACUGCUAAAGUGUUCUGACUGACCAGCCUAGGUUUCCAUCUUUCAGAUCUGGGAUUUACUCAAUGGAAAGGGAAAACUACACAUUGGUGAGUGAUUUUGUUUUCCAGGGUUUCUCCAGCUUCCAUGAGCACAAGGUCACUCUCUUUGUGGUAUUUUUUGCUUUGUACCUUUUAACUCUGGCUGGCAAUGUUAUCAUUGUGAUGAUCAUCACCAUUGCUCGUCACCUUCACAACCCCAUGUACUUCUUCCUUAGUAUGCUAUCUAUUUCAGAGACCAUAUACACACUGGUCAUUGUACCACGAAUGCUCUACGGCCUCAUUGACCUAAGUCAACCCAUCUCCUUGGCUGGCUGUGCCACCCAGAUGUUCUUUUUUAUAACUUUGGCCAUCAACAACUGCUUUCUGCUCACAGCAAUGGGGUAUGACAGGUAUGUAGCCAUUUGUAACCCCUUGAGGUACACAGUCAUCAUGAAUAAGAGUGUGUGUGCCCAGCUGGUAUGGGGCGCCUGUAGCAUUGGGCUGCUUGUGGCCAUAAUUCAGAUUUCUUCUGUGUUCAGACUGCACUUUUGUGACAGAGAGGUGGCCCAUUAUUUCUGUGACAUCCGCCCAGUAAUGAAACUCUCCUGUGAUGACACCACUAUACAUGACAUCAUUAAUUUUAUUGUCAGUUCAUUGGUUAUCGUGGUGCCCAUGGGUUUGGUCUUUGUUUCAUACAUCCUCAUCAUCUCUGCUAUCCUCAAGAUUGCCUCUGCCGAGGGUCGGAAGAAGGCUUUUGCAACUUGUGUCUCCCACCUCAUCGUGGUCAUUAUCCAUUAUGGCUGUGCCUCCAUUGCCUACCUCAAGCCCAAAUCAGAAGACACAAAAGAUCAGGACCAACUGAUAUCAGUGACUUACACAGUUUUUACUCCACUCCUUAACCCUGUUGUAUACACUCUGAGGAACAAGGAGGUAAGGGAUGCCCUUCACCAUGUUUUGGCAAAAAAAAACUCUCACUUAGGAUCUUCAGUACCUUGAACAGUUUCUAUA
Messenger RNA from Loxodonta africana (African savanna elephant), 1122 nucleotides. RefSeq names its product olfactory receptor 10J1-like. Gene Ontology annotation, cellular component: plasma membrane. NCBI's taxonomy places the organism in Eukaryota, Metazoa, Chordata, Mammalia, Proboscidea, Elephantidae. Gene Ontology annotation, biological process: G protein-coupled receptor signaling pathway; detection of chemical stimulus involved in sensory perception of smell. Gene Ontology annotation, molecular function: G protein-coupled receptor activity; olfactory receptor activity. The record is from RefSeq and is a predicted model, not a curated record. The transcript has a single exon. Bases 160 to 1110 code for a protein of 316 amino acids.